AUGACAGGCCAGACCGAGACUGACAUACCAGAAACAGGAGCCGUAUUCACGUUCGGGAAAAGCAAUUUUGCUGGUAACAUGCCUUGUAAAUUCUGGCUGAAGAAUGACCGUCCAGUGCAGAUCUCGUGUGGGGGAGAACACACUGCCGUCAUCACAGGCAAUGGCAGACUGUUCAUGUUUGGCGGCAAUAGCUGGGGCCAACUAGGGCUGGGGUCAAAGCCCAUUGCCAACAAACCUACGCCUGUGAAAGCCUUGAAGUCUGAGAAAGUGAAGCUUGCAGCCUGCGGGAGGGAUCACACCAUCGUCUGCACGUGGCGAGGGAGUGUGUAUGGUGCUGGCAGUAACCAGGAAGGGCAGCUUGGUUUGGGCCACUGUAAUGACACCACAUACUUUGACUUAUUGCAUUCCUUCACUGACCAUGCACAAAUCAAAAUGCUGUCUGCAGGAUGCAACACCUCAGCUGCCUUGACAGAGGAUGGGAGGCUGUUCAUGUGGGGGGACAACUCAGUGGGCCAGAUUGGUCUGGGGGAGGAGAGCUUUGCCCCAGAGCCUAGAGAGGUGACCGUGGGACAACGGGUAUCAUGGGUGUCCUGUGGAUACCACCAUUCAGCAUUCGUCACGGAGGACGGAGACCUCUACACUUUCGGCGAGAGCGAGAACGGAAGGCUUGGGCUCUACCCGGAGCAACUGGCCAAUCACAGAGUCCCUCAGCGGGUGCAAAGCAUUCUGGGACGUGUCACCCGGGUGUCCUGUGGUGGAGAACAUACUGCGGCGCUCACAGAGGAGGAGGUGUACACAUUCGGCCGCGGUCAGCACGGCCAGCUGGGCCAAGGCACCUUUCUGUUCGAGGCGGAUUUGCCAAAACCAGUCGAGCACUUCCGCAAUGGUAGCGUCCGUCACGUCACGUGCGGGGAGAGCCACACCGCCGUCAUCACGCACCACGGAUUUCUCCACACUUUUGGUGACGGCCGCCACGGGAAGUUGGGUCUAGGGGAGGAGAAUUUCAUCAAUCAGUUCAGUCCAACGCUGUGCACGCGCUUCCUGAAAUACGGCGUACAGUCGGUGACCUGCGGUGGCAAUCACAUGCUGGUGCUGGCCACACCCAGACCGCCCGAGAGCGAAGAGGUGCUGAUGGUGGAGAAUAGUGACGCUACAGAGUUCAGCUACACAGAAAUACUUUUGGGGGACCCUCCCAUCGCGCCCACCCCAUCCACCGUACCCCAUCUCUGGUCUCUCUCUGCCAGGAGCCGGCGCAGACAAAGGGAGAGUUCUGUGGAGCAGUUUGGGAAGAUGUUUCAGAAUGUCUCUCCUCUACUAUCGGGUCUGCCCAACACAUCCUCGCCAUUGUCUAAAUAUUCACGUCUUCGACCAACAUCCAAAGGAGGAAGAACAAAACGGCGUUCUGCAAGGUCCCGCCUCACCACAAACAGUGUUCAAAAACAUUUCAACAGCAGUAUACGGAGCCUGGAGAGUGUCUCCAGCCAUGAAAGAGAAUCUCCUCUGAAAGAAGUGAUUGUUGACGAUGCGGAGGAAAAUAUUUCAGAGAGAGAAGUCAGCUGUGACCCUUCGGUAAAUACGGAAAAGAAAAAAGGAAGAGCCACAAGGAGAGAUUUAAAAGAGGCAGAGAGACCUGUUGAAUCAACCCAGUCCAACCUGGAGGCCUCCACAGAACCUAUGAGAAGCUCCAGCUCACAAUCCAUAAAGAAUAAAGUCUUACUGCCGAAGAACCCAAAGAGUUCUAAAAUACCCCAGGGAGCAUACAAAGGCAAGGAGAACAGCACCAAACAGAAUAUCAAAAGCAAACCUGUGGACGAGCAGGAAUCAUCUGAAGUUGGCAGCACUGAGCUGAAAGGAAAAAAGAAGGCAAAGGAAUCAAAACCUAAAAUAAAAGAGAAAACAAAGGCGGUGGACGGGGAAGAAAGUGUGAUGAAAGUUAAAGCUGAACAUUACAAAAAACAAAUCAAACCGACAGAAUUCACGCAUAGUGACAUCGAGGAUGGUUUGAAGGACACACCAGUGAAGGUGAGGAGCACGCUAAUUGAGGUUUCCAGUCAAAACUUAACCCAUGACGGUAAACCCAGCGAUCUGGUAGGGGACUUUACGAGCUCGCAGAACAGAAAGCGGACAGAUGGGAUUUCUGUCGCCGGUGGCGAAUCUGAACCACAGGAAGAAGAUUUUCUCAUUUCUUCUGACAAAGAUAGCAAAGAUAGACCAGAAAUCUUAGGGGAUGAUUCUUGGGGUGUGACUGAAGAUAACAAGCCAAGGUUGGAAGAGGUUAUCGCCAGUGCCGUCUCUCUUCUUCCGGCUGCAGCAGCCCUGACCGAUGCCGUGACAAGCGCGAGGGAUUUCCACUCCGACAGCGACACGGCGGCCACUUCUCUGGCAUCGCAGAGAUCCAGUCGAGCCGAACGCUUCACAAAGCAGCGUGCAAUCAUCCAACCUUCCUUCUCCUCUCCAUCGCGUUCACUUUCAGCCUCCGAACCAAAUGCGGUGGAGCAGAGCGGGAAGGCCAGCGAUCCACCAGAAUCCGGAAGUGCACAAACAGGAGACAGAAGCAGCAACGCCUCCUGGGAUGACAACCCAAGUGACAGUGCCCCCUUGUCUGUUAUGAGUGACAGGUCACAAGGUCAGACAGAGAUAGGUGAGGGUGAGGGCAGCAAAGGCCAAAAGUCACAGACAGAUGAUGAAGACAUUUCACAGACAGAGAGGAGCAGGGACAGCACUGACACGAUGAUUUCCCAUCAAGAUCACGAUAAAGAGGAGGGUGAGGAUAGUGAAAUUAGCAAGGAUCCAGACACAGAAGCAGAAAAUGAGGGAGGAGAACAGGAGGAUGAAGGAGAGGAGGGAGUAAGUGGGAGUGGUGUGGAGGAUGAGGAGGAGAGAAGUGAAGGGAGCGAUGAAAGCGAUGUAGAGGAAGAAGAAAGCAGCAAUUCUGUGAGUGGUGGAAAGGAGGAGGAGGAGGAGGAAACUAGCCAGGGAGAGGAAGGUGAGGAGGGAACAGUGUCUAGCUCUGACGGAGGAGAAGAAGAGGAGAGCGGUGAGAAGAGUUCCGACAGUGAAAGUGAGUCAAAUGUCGAGGAGAAGGAGAGUGAGGAGGGAGAGAGUGACUCUGAAGCAAGCAAAACAGACAAGGAGGAAGAGGAAGGGGGGAGUGCGGAUGAGUCGAGUGAAAGAGACAGUGAAGACGGGGAGGAAGAGGAAAGUGGUGGGGGAUCGGUGAGUGAGAGUGAGGAGGGAUCAGAGAGAGGGGAAGAAGAAGACGAGCAGGAUGGUGAAGGCUGUGAAGACGCAGAGUCUGGGUCAGGCAGGAGUGAAGAGGAGAACAGUGAGGAGGAGGAAGAGAGGGAGAGCAGAACAGAGGAUGAAGGGGAUGACAAGGACUCAUCCGAAAGCGAGGAGGAGGAGGAGGAGAAAGGGGAGGAAGAAGAUAGUGAGGGUGAGGAGGAGGAUGCGGAGGAUGAUGGGGGGACAGGUGAAAGCGAGGCAGAGGGAGCGGAAGAUGAUGAUGAUGAGAAACAGGAUGAAGACAGUGGAGGGGAUGAAGAAGAUGAGGGAGAUGUGGAAGGUGAGGCAGCUGAAGAGCAGGCUGAAACGGAUGAGGAGGAAGAAGAGGAAGAUGUCAACGAGGAAGAGGAAAGUGAAGCUGAAGACAAGGUUGGUGAGGAAGAGGAGGAGGAAGAGGAGCGAGAGGAAAAGAGCAAUAGAAAAAAGGAGGUGACAGAUGAGGGUGAGGAGGAAGAAAAAGAAAGUGAAGAGGGUGAGGAGGCAGAGGAAGAAGGCAGAGAAGGAAAUGAACGAAAGAAGGAAAAUAUAAAGGGUUAUGAAGAUGCAGGGGUAGAGACUGAUGGUGAUGAUGAGGAGGAGGAAGAGGAAGCAGUUGAUGUAGAGGAAGAUGAAACAAAGACUAACAGUGUUAUGGCAUCAGAGGAUGGUGAAGAUAAGAAAGAAAAUUACAUUAAAGAAGAACGGGAACAUGGGAUGGAACGUCAGAGAGGAGAUCCGGAGGAAGAGGAAAACGCUGAGGGGAAGGGAGGAGAGGAUAAGAGAACAAGUGGCAAGGAUGAGGAGGGAGCUGACAAAAAAGAAGAUGCCAAGGUGGAGAAAGAUGACAUUCAGGAUGAGGGAAAAGAAGAUGAGGAGGGAACGGAUGAAGAUGACGAAGAGGGAGAUGAAGAGGAGGAUGAGGAUGAGGGAGUAGAAGAAGAUGAGGAAGGAGAGGAUGAAGAUGACAAAGAGGGAGAGGACGAGGAGGGGGAGCACGAAGGAGAAGAAGAGGGGGAGAACGAAGGAGAGGAUGAGGGAGAAGAGGAAGAGGAAGAGGAGGACAAAUUUACAAAUGAAAAUGUAGAAGAAGAGGAAGACGUGGGGGAAGAAGAAGAGGAAGAAGAGGAGGAGGAAGAAGAGGAACAAAAAGCAGAAAAAGAGGAGGAGGGAGAUGAUGAAGAGGAAGAAAAGCAGGAGAAACAAAAAGAAAAGGAAAAUAUAGGGGAAGAAGAAGAGGGGGAAGAAGAAGAGGAAGAAGAGGAGGAGGAAGAAGAGGAACAAAAAGCAGAAAAAGAGGAGAAGGAGGGAGAUGAUGAAGAGGAAGAAAAGCAGGAGAAACAAAAAGAAAAGGAAAAUAUAGGGGAAGAAGAAGAGGGGGAAGAAGAGGAGGAAGAAGAGGAGGAGGAAGAAGAGGAACAAAAAGCAGAAAAAGAGGAAGAAGAGAAGGAGAAGGAGGGAGAUGAUGAAGAAGAAGAAAAACAGGAGAAACAAAAAGAGGAAAAUAAAGAGGAAGAAGAGGAGGAAGAAGAAGAAGGGGAAGAGGAGGAGGAGCAGGGAGAUGAAGAAGAGGAAGAAAAAAACAAGAAACAAAAAGAAGAAAAGGAAACUAAAGAGGAAGAAGAUGAAGAGGAGGAGGAGGAGCAGGGAGAUGAAGAAGAGGAAGAAAAACGGGAGAAACAAAAAGAAAUUGAAAAUAAAGAGGAAGAAGAGGAGGAGGAAGAAGAAGAGGAGGAGGAAGAAGAAGAAGAACAAGAGGACCAAAAAUCAGAAAAAGAAAAUAAAGACGGAGAAGAAGACGAAGAGGAAGAAGAGGGGGAAGAGGAAGAAGAAGAGGUGAAAUCAACCAAAGAGAAAAAAAGAGACGUUCAGAGUUUGCCUCCUAAAGUCAUUCUCAGAGAGGAUAAAGAAAAGCAGCAGAGAGAAAAACCUCAACCAGCUGCCAGAACUAAACUGCAGACUUCAGGGCGGAAACAAGGUGGCGGCUCUCCGGACUCCCAACAGUUCUGGAACAAUGUUCUGCCUCAGUAUCUGGACCUACAGUGA
This is a messenger RNA of Lampris incognitus (smalleye Pacific opah), 5307 nucleotides long. Its product is annotated as calponin homology domain-containing protein DDB_G0272472-like. The transcript has 17 exons. The record is from RefSeq and is a predicted model, not a curated record. NCBI's taxonomy places the organism in Eukaryota, Metazoa, Chordata, Actinopteri, Lampriformes, Lampridae. The coding region runs from base 1 to 5307 and encodes 1768 amino acids.